CAGUUUCUCUCAAAGGUCUGAUAUUUCCUGCCUGUGCCUCCUCACAGAGAAUCGACUUAAUGCCUGUGUUGACAGUAUCCAACUCACACAAACUUCCAGUUUUCCCAAUUCAAUCUCCUCUAUCAGAUUAGAGGAGGCUGGGAAAUCAUCCUGUGAAAGGAACUGACCUGACUGCAAACAGACAAGGAGACCAGAAAGCAGUCCGUUCUCCAGAAGUGAAGAACCUCCUGUCAGCAAACCCUGACAACAGAUCUGCUGAGAGGGAGAAAGAGUUCUUCAAGAAGCAGCAGGAGGAGGGCAUUUCCAGGAUGGACAGAAAUAAUUUGAAGGUUGCUGACCAGCAGGAGCUCCAGAGGACGGCGUCUCUCAGCCAGCAGCAGCCCAGCAGGAAGUUGACCUCCUCUGCCCCAGCUUUGGUCUUGAAAGAUGGACAAGAGCAACUUAAAACCUUCCCGUCUCUGACCUGUCAGCUUGAGCACAGCCAAGAAUUUGGCAUUUCACAAGACUUUUGCUCUGGUUUCUAUAAUCUUAAUGCACCCAAGUACUCGCAGAGAAACAGAGAUCCAGGCCCAGGCUGAGGACGUUUCCCAGAUCCAUAGCCAAGAACAACCUUACUUCAGGACUCCUACCCUGCUCCAAAUUGGCAGGCCGCCUUUCUCAAAAGUCCAAAUGAACGAUAUAACUGAUAUUCCUGCAACAGAAAGAGCAAAAGAAGUGAAAGUUUGCCAGUUACAAGAGGACAUAUACAGAGUCAACAAACCUAGAGCUAAAUCCCAUUUGGAAGUGAAAGAGAAUAUUACUAACCCUCAUUCAGAAGACGUAGAAUGCAAUCAAUCACUCUCCAAGCCAACUGCCUCUGAGAGCAAGUUUUUCAAAAAAAAAAGGGAGAGGGGGGAUGAAACUUCAAGAAAAAUUGUUGACAAAGACAAGAUGAAAGGUCAGUUUGAAUUCACAGCACCUCAUAGAGAAAUAGUCGUUAGCUCACCAGGUGCUGUCUCAGAAGAUAGAUGGGAACAAUCAUUGCAGCAGAACAACAUGCAUGUCUGGACACCCAAGCAUCCCACUACUAUGUAUGAAUCAAACCUAGUGCAACUUUUUGUCACCCCAACCUCACCAAGGGACAACAGAGUUUCCCCUCAGGCCUGGAGAAAUCAGGAAGUUAUUGUUAGUUUUAAGACAGUCAACGACCACAUAGGGAGAGUCUCAGACUUGAACAUGGAAAUUCUAUCCACAGGCUGUGAUGAAACAAAAACACAUUUUCCCCUCUGCCAGUGCAACAAGUCAAGACCAGGAAGCAACACAGGCUCAAACUGGGUCAAAGGUCAAAAGCAAGCUGCAGCAACAGCAGCAGUUUGUCAUAGUGCACCAAACAGCACAAGUCAAGCCUCAACAUCACUGAAACACAGUACAUUUCCCAUGCAUUCCACGACAAGAAGCACUAGUAGCAGUGGUAGCAGCAUUGAGGGUGAAGAUAACCCGUCCUCCCAGUGUCACCAGCUUCCCAAGCUCCCAUCCCCUCCUCCCCACCUCGGCCUUCAGGAUUCCCAUUUUAUUCUGUCAGCAGAGGAUUAUGCCAGCGAUGCUCCAAGUGAGGCUGAAGAGGGAUGGAUGAUCCAGGAGAUCCAGAAAGGGGGUUGAAGACUUGGAUCUGGACCUGAACUAGGGCUUCAGCAACAAUUCUCUUCCCCUAGCUGCAACAGAGAGAAGGAGUGGAUCCAAAAGAUGAUCUCAAGAGCUGCAAAGAAGAUAACUUCCUCUCUGACAGAAAAGACAGUCAGGCCAUGAGAAGUCGACACAAUCUACACAAACUGGAAUCCACAGAGGUUCAAGCCCUUCAGCAGCAGUUUCAGCAGAGCCAGAGUAAUUGGUUUGUAGUUCAACGCCAGCUGAAGGAACUGACGAGUGAAAACUGUGACCUGAGGAGGAAACGCUCAGCUGUGCCACAGUGCCGUGCAGUGGCCGGCAGAUGUACUGCACCUGCUGCGCACCAGGAUCCACAGACAGAGUCACUUCCACCUGACAGAUGCAGCCUGGGGACUUGGACUAACAUGGCAAAAAACAUCAUUUCUACUGACCAGAAGACAAAAACGGUGACAUUCCUGAAAGGGGACAUCAAACACAUUUUGGAUGAUGGGAAAGUGAGAAGUGACACCCCGGGGGGAAGAUAGAGAUCUUAUUUCCAGACCAGACCAUCAAGUAUUUGGAGCCUGAUGGCAGCGAGAAGACAAUCUUCCCUGAUGACACCGUCGUUCACCUUUCGCCGUCAGGUGAGAAGAUGGUUGAGUUCCCCAACGGCCACAGAGAAGUCCACACCUCCCAGUACAAGAGGAGAGAGUAUCCUGACGAGACAGUUAAGACCCUCUAUCCCAGCGGACAACAGGAAACAAAAUGAUUGGCAGGAGAAGGAGAGUCUGACGGAGGAGCAGAGGAACAUUGUCAGCCAUUUUGUCUGAGCUCAACAGCGGAGGAAAAAUGGAUUCUUCACAAAAAAAGCAUGAAAACAGCAAUGGAGUGAGACAUCAGAAAUCUGCAGAGGAAAACAACGGUUCCCCAACAACAACAACCAGAGAUGAAUCACUCAGUUGUGAGCAAUGCAGCAAGACUUUUAUCACAGCAACAAAGCUAAGAAUUCACCAGCGUAUUCACACUGUGGACAAACCGUUCAGUUGUGAUCAUUGUACGAAGACUUUUACUUACAUGAGUAAUUUAACAAGACAUCAGCUCAUUCACAGUGGAGUUAAACUAUUCAGCUGUGAUCAGUGUGGGAAGACUUUUACUCAAAAGAGGUCAUUAACAAGCCAUCAACUCAUUCACAGUGGAGUUAAACGAUUCAGCUGUGAUCAGUGUGGGAAGACUUUUACUCACAAGAGGUCAUUAACAAACCAUCAUCUCAUUCACAGUGGAGUUAGAGCAUUCAGCUGUAAUCAGUGUGGGAAGACUUUUACUCACAAGAGGUCAUUAAAAAACCAUCAACUCAUUCACAGUGGAGUUAGAGCGUUCAGCUGUGAUCAGUGUGGGAAGACUUUUACUCACAAAAGGUCAGUAAGAAGCCAUCAACUCAUUCACAGCGGAGGUGAACCAUUCAACUGUGAUCAGUGUGUGAAAACUUACUCAACAUGAACAGUUGUUGAUCCAUGAAUGCCCCCACUCUGGUAGGAAGCGGUACCACUGUGACUACUGUGAAAAAACUUUCAAGCGCCAACAGAGCCUAAAAUAUCACCAACGCAUCCACACUGGAUAUGAUGUGUAUGCAUGUGAUUACUGUGGCAAACCAUUUGUACAAUAUGCACAGUUAAAAGCUCAUGAAGUGACCCACACUGGUGUUAAACCAUACCUUUGUGACCAGUGUGGGAAAGACUACAGCUACAUUGCACAGCUCAGAGCUCACCAAUGUGUCCACACUAGGAAGAGACCAUACAGAUGUGACGAGUGUAAGAAGACUUUUACAACUUUGGGUUCCCUGAAACAACACCAGCAGAUCCACACCAGAAAGAAAGCAUUCAAUCAGUGUCACAGUAAGAGCGACACAGAUAUGCACACUGGACACAAACUGAACGCCUGCCAAGAAGAUUUCCCUAUGCCGGGUUCAGUACAAGUUCCUGAAGUCGUCCACAAAGUUAAAGUCCUUGAGAUCAGGCUCCACAGAAUUCAGAGCGACACAGAUAUGCACACUGGACACAAACUGAACGCCUGCCAAGAAGAUUUCCCUGUGCCGGGUUCAGUACAAGUUCCUGAAGUCGUCCACAAACUUUAAAGGAUCAGCUACACCCUUCGCCUGAAGUGUUAAUAGUUUUGAUAAAAUGGUUGUUUUUUUUGUGCAAUUUUAAUGCCUCUUAAUACCUCAUAAUUUCUAUUUCUGUGCAUGUAAAAGGCUGAAAGGUCAUUUUAUACAGGUUUUUAAUCAUUUUGGAGUCAGAGAGAGCAAAAUUUCUAUGUUAAUAGUAUUAUUAUUAUUAUUAUUAUUAUUAUUAUUGAUCGAUCAUCUAAACCGGUGUCUGAGCUGUAAUUCUGUCUUCCAUCCAGCAGGUGGAGCAAGACUCAAACAAAACAUGUAAAGUCUGAAGUUAUUCAGAUUCUAUUCAGUUUUAAAAUUCACAUUCAGCUGCAAUGAAGACCUGUUAGAGGGUUUUUAUUCACUGAAUUCAUGGAUUUUUUAUUUUAUUUUUUUGGAGAAACACAUUUUAGCUGCAGAGGUAGAAUAAGAAGUAAAAGUACCUCAGUCUGGAAAGAAUUUAUACUCAAGUUCCAAUGUCAAAAUAUGAUGAAAGAGCUGAAAGUAAAUGUUCUCUUUGUGCAGAAUAAUAAAUAUUAAAACUGUAGUUAAGAUGAUUUAAUUACUUUUUAUCUGCUGUUUGUGGAUUUCACCUGAAGGAUCAAUAAAGUUUUAUUCAAAUCUAUAAAAUUACCUCAUACUA
This is a messenger RNA of Amphiprion ocellaris (clown anemonefish), 4415 nucleotides long. RefSeq lists its product as uncharacterized. The transcript has 14 exons. NCBI's taxonomy places the organism in Eukaryota, Metazoa, Chordata, Actinopteri, Pomacentridae. The record is from RefSeq and is a predicted model, not a curated record. Bases 532 to 1638 code for a protein of 368 amino acids.